AUGUGUCAGAGCUUCCUGGGCGCGUCCCUGCGCUCCGCUGUGCCCACCAAGGGCCAGGGAAACAAGCAGGUGACCCGCGCCGCCAUUGAGUUCUACGGCCCCGACAGGGCUGGAUUCCUGGGCCCCUUCACCGAGUCUCCCUCAUACCUGAAGGGUGAGUUCCCCGGUGACUACGGCUGGGACACCGCCGGUCUGUCCGCCGACCCCGAGACCUUCGCUCGCUACCGCGAGAUCGAGGUCAUCCACGCUCGCUGGGCCAUGCUCGGAGCCCUGGGCUGCGUGACCCCAGAGCUGCUCGCCAAGAACGGCGUCUCCUUCGGCGAGGCCGUCUGGUUCAAGGCCGGCGCUCAGAUCUUCGGCUCUGACGGCCUCAACUACCUGGGCAACCCCUCCCUGGUGCACGCCCAGUCCAUCAUCGCCACCCUGGCCUGCCAGGUGAUCCUCAUGGGCGGUGCUGAGGCAUACCGCGCAAACGGCGAGGGCCCAGGCGUUGAGGGCCUGGACUCCCUGUACCCCGGUGGCCCCUUCGACCCCCUCGGCCUUGCUGACGACCCGGACACCUUCGCCGAGCUCAAGACCAAGGAGAUCAAGAACGGCCGUCUGGCUAUGUUCUCCAUGUUCGGAUUCUUCGUGCAGGCCAUCGUCACCGGCAAGGGCCCCAUCGAGAACCUGUCCGACCACUUGGCCGACCCCGGAGUUAACAACGGCUUCGCCGCCGCCACCAAGUUCGCUCCCUGA
Molecule: messenger RNA, 738 nt
Organism: Coccomyxa subellipsoidea C-169
Lineage: Eukaryota; Viridiplantae; Chlorophyta; Trebouxiophyceae; Coccomyxaceae
Product: chlorophyll a/b-binding protein
Exons: 7
Coding region: 1-738 (245 amino acids)
Biological process (GO): response to light stimulus; photosynthesis, light harvesting in photosystem I
Cellular component (GO): plastoglobule; chloroplast thylakoid membrane; chloroplast envelope
Source: RefSeq, a predicted model, not a curated record